AUGGCGAUGAAGCGCAAGGAAUCAAGUUCUGGCCCUCUGAAGAAGACGGACCGCAUCACACGGUCUCAAACCCUUCAUGAGCGAAUCACCCCGCGCAAUCAGCUAGAAUCGCUCCUCCUUCUGAUGCCACCGGAGAUAAGGAACAUGAUUUAUACCUACGCCUUCAAAGACCUGGCAGCGCUUUUACCAUUUGCACAUGGCAUAUUCGACAUUGGAUGGGAAAGACCCUCGAAGGGUCAUAUGAUUGGAUUGCUUGGAGAACUAAGCGCAAAGCAACUUGGCGCAAUUCGACACAUCUCAGUCCUCUACGGAUCAAAGGUCGGAAAGAGAAUGAAAAGAACUCUCCAGGUGCUAGCAGUCGUCCCUCGUCUUCGCUGCAUACAACUACGCCACCCACGCACCAUCACCACCAUACUGCUUGGCGAUAAUCUCAUCAAAAUUUACCUGCAGGCCGCCAAGAUGGGCGUUAAGGAUGUCGUUCAGUACACUAAAGAGAUCAAAGAGAGUUGGAUAAAGAGUCAGCUCAAGGAUUACAGACUGGGUACGAAGUUCAUCUUUGAAGUGAAGCGAAUCUCCAUCUCGGGACCGAUGCUCGCCAGCCAUGGUAGCUUCCGAAACAGCGCCCGAGUGCCCCGGAGGACUGUUGCAACCUUCAUACGUAAAGCAAGGUAG
Molecule: messenger RNA, 672 nt
Organism: Parastagonospora nodorum SN15
Lineage: Eukaryota; Fungi; Ascomycota; Dothideomycetes; Pleosporales; Phaeosphaeriaceae
Exons: 3
Coding region: 1-672 (223 amino acids)
Source: RefSeq, a predicted model, not a curated record